Cheilinus undulatus (humphead wrasse) is the source of this 1357-nucleotide messenger RNA. It is a transcript of the gene tmem177, whose product is annotated as transmembrane protein 177. NCBI's taxonomy places the organism in Eukaryota, Metazoa, Chordata, Actinopteri, Labriformes, Labridae. The transcript is spliced from 3 exons. The record is from RefSeq and is a predicted model, not a curated record. Bases 147 to 1079 code for a protein of 310 amino acids.
GUCGCUUUACGGAAACUGUUUUCCCACAGUUAUGAAGCGGUUACAUACUGAGCAGCUGUCCUUGUGAAGAUGUGGACAACGUGUGCCACCCUCUGAGCUCAGAAGCACACAACGCAUACAAAAUCUACUAACCAAAAGUAAGCGACAUGGCAUCUCGCUUCUUCAAGUUCUCCGUGCUUCUUCAGAAGUACCGGACCCCGCUGCUGGUUGCCAGCUGUGGUGGGGUCUUUGCAGCCAACAUGUUCUACCAUGUUUUCCCUGACAUAUCGUACCGUAAGCUCUACCAGGCCUGGCACAAAGGGGAGCCUGUAGAGCUGUCUGAGAAGCUGGAGGAAGUUUUUCAGCAGGUGGCGAAGGACUAUGGUCUGAGCUCUCCUGAGAAUUUCUCUGCAUUCGCCUCCUUUGGGUUCCAUCCGGUGGGUGCUGGCGUCCCUUGGCUUCCUGCAGGUGCCCAAAUUGGCAUCCCGGCAAAUUUUAACAGCACACCAGAUGACCUGGGUGGAAUCACUAACCGCACCAUUUUCAUCAACGGCAAAGCGGUGGACUGGAGCAGCGAAUCCGGAUCAGCUCUGAAGGAGGCACUAGUGUUUUCUCUUGAUGCACAGAAGUUUGCCAUCGCCAGAGAAGUGGCCCGCUUGCAGUCAGGAGGGCCUGUACUGAGUGCUGUUGUUGCCCCGUUCUGCCUGGGUGGUGUUUGGGUGUACAGCAUAGUGCUGAAGCAGGUGUUGGGGCUCCAUGGUGGGCCUCCAUUACUUCGCGGGGCAGUGAAUGUUGUGGCACUGGGGCUCGGUGCUGUGUCCUACUUCCUUACUUCAGAUGCUGUCGGCCAGUGGGUUGACUUGGGUUCAGACCGGCGUGCGGCGGGAGUGUCCCGCGAUUAUGCCAAAGGAGGGGUUGAGUUUUAUGAUAAGAUUCUGUGCAGGAACAAGAUACUGCGCUCCCUCAUGGGACAGAAAGGAGAGGAUAUGUAUGCUCCUAGUGGAAACCUGUUUCCUGCUCACCUGCUUCAGCUGAAACACACACCAUACACAUCCAGGAGGGACGGGAUCCUCACGCUGAUGAAAGAGGAGAAAGUUUGAAAAGAACAGGGACUGACUCUGAAUUGGACUUUCCUCUAAAUAGACGACCAAUAAAAAGGGAGGGUGCAGGACUUUUUUGCUACAGAAAACCUGCCAUCAAAUCUUUCACCCUAAAAGAUCUCAAUGUCAGUUUGUGCAUCAUUUUGAAAGAAUGUAAUUAAUCAGGUGACAAGAUAGUGUGUCAAAGAGGGGCUUCAGAUGUUUUAUUUAUUCUACAAAGUUACAAUUUUGGUGGCUAAGUCUGGAAGUAUUGUACAAAUAAAUGUUUUUGAAGCCUG